Molecule: messenger RNA, 1207 nt
Organism: Ectocarpus sp. CCAP 1310/34
Lineage: Eukaryota; Phaeophyceae; Ectocarpales; Ectocarpaceae
Source: the annotation of a GenBank genome assembly
CCUGAAAAUUUCAGAUCGAUCGGAGCACUUUUCAAACCCGGGGAUAUUUAGCGGCCAUCCCCGGGUUUUGCGUUUUCAUUUUUUAGCCGCCUGAUAUAGGUAAAGUGUGUUGAAACCCGGGUAAGAUGAACGAGUUUGAUUUUCAAAUUUUGCACAGCAUCAUCAUUAUGGCCAAGGAUCAUGGGAUAAUUUUUUCGAAGACAGGGGGGGGGAUGGUGACGAUCCGUUCCCCCCCCCCCCCAAAUAAAUUCGGCUUUAGCUCGGAACCCGCCCCAGGAACAUCCGGCCAACAUUGGUAUCCCCACUUCUCGGCCUGUAACUAACAUUUUAAAGUGGCUGUCGGCAUACAGUAGCGCAAAACGCUUCCAUGACGAAGGCGGUCAAUACGCAAGAAGAUAAAGCAUGAAUGCAGUUGACGUGUGGCAAGCUGCAUCCGGGGUAAAACUUGUCGACAUUUGAAUAUUUUGGAUUUUCUUUUCAAGGACAACUGCAGCAGCUGGAAGCAGGGACGCAUUCCCCCGCGCACAGCAAUCACAUAUGUGUGCUGUUGGAACAUGGCACACCCAGUGCAUGGGCGUAGCAAUCGAUCACAAGACUGGAAAAAAUCUUAUAAUGGUAGGAGAGGUAGGGGAGAUACACGCACGAAACGUGCAGGAAAGAAACACAAAAGGGGACACGGCAAAAAAAGGCACAUCGGAGACAAGCAAAAACAACAAAACAAGCACGCCAUGCUAGCCCAGUCCUCCACCAAGGGUGGUUCAUACAGAAGUGCCAAAAACAACAAAACAACAAGACAAGCACGCCAUGCUAGCCCAGUCUUCCCCCAAGGGUGGUCCCGGAACCUCCACAGAGAGCACAAAACAACAAAACAAGCGCUUUCAUGCGGAUGAUGGAGAAAAUCACCACCACUACAGACGGAGAUCUUUUCAAAGUACAUAAAUCAACUCUUGUCUCUUGCUCUUCCCACUCGAGUCUCAACAGAACGGGGGAACGAACUCAGCUUUGAAUAUUGACAAACAGGACCUGGCCUGAGUGUCUCACGCCACCAGAGCAGCACCACAACCGUUCGCCAAGUACCCUUUUCUCUCGGAAAAAGAUGUCGCUCUUUUAGAAGCAAAAACACAGGAGUCGAAUGUUGCGCUUUGAAAAGCUAAAAGCUGAUAGAAAUGGGGCUAUUCGAAUAUCACUUUUCAAAAGUCACAGAGCU